Gopherus flavomarginatus (Mexican gopher tortoise) is the source of this 737-nucleotide messenger RNA. RefSeq names its product histone H2B 8-like. Gene Ontology annotation, cellular component: nucleosome. Bases 283 to 660 code for a protein of 125 amino acids. NCBI's taxonomy places the organism in Eukaryota, Metazoa, Chordata, Testudines, Testudinidae. The record is from RefSeq and is a predicted model, not a curated record. The transcript has a single exon. Gene Ontology annotation, molecular function: structural constituent of chromatin; DNA binding; protein heterodimerization activity.
AGGACAUAUUUUGCAAGAUGUACUGUGGCUUUUGCCUCCAUAACUUCUGGUCUACCCUGGGAUCCAGGACAACUUGUAGGUACAGUAUGUCUAGUGUGUAGGAGUGAACCUUCCAGCCUGGGUCCACAGACUUAUGUUAGCAGGGCUUGUGCUAGCACUUUAAAAAUAGCUGUAUAGAAGGCUCUUUGAAGUUGUGGCUUGGGCUGAGCUUGGGCUCUGAAGCCCACCCCAUUCCCUAGGCUUCAGAGCCUGUUGUGUUGGAGGGUAUACUUAACUGUUAAAAUGCCUGAGCCAGCAAAAUCUGCUCCUGCUCCCAAGAAGGGGUCUAAGAAGGCUGUGACCAAGACCCAGAAGAAGGGAGAUAAAUGCAGAAAAACUAGGAAGGAAAGUUAUUCAAUUUACAUGUACAAAGUGUUGAAGCAAGCUCAUCCAGACACGGGCAUUUCUUCUAAGGCCAUGGGGAUCAUGAACGCUUUUGUAAACGACAUUUUCGAACGUAUCACUGGGGAAGCAUCUCAUCUGGCGCAUUACAACAAGCGUUCGACCGUCACUUCUCGGGAGAUCCAGACCACUGUGCGACUGGUUCUGCCAGGGGAGUUGGCCAAACACUCGGUGUCUGAGGGUACAAAGGCUGUUACCAAGUACACCAGCUCUAAGUAAAGAUCAACUUCCAAGUGCUGUCUAGACAGCUAUUUUUAAGAGCACUGGCCUGAUCUCUUUUUCUCUCCUCACCCCCA